UUUGUAAUAUCUAUACUUUUGUUAACGCAGUUAAAGAUAUUUUUUUUAGAUAUUACCAAUAAAAUGUUAAAACUAUCUAACAAAUAUACAUCACCAUGGCGAUUCUGGAUAGGUCCAAAAUUAUCUAUAUUAUUUGAUGAUCCUAAAAAUAUUGAGAUUAUAACAAAAAGGUCUAACAGUUAUGAGAAAAAUCUGAUGUAUGAUUUCUUUAAACCUAUUCUGGGUAAUGGGUUGUUUACUGCUCCAGCAUUAAAAUGGGCAACUCAUCGAAAACUCUUAARUGAAGAAUUUAAAGAAUCAAUUCGCUCAACCCAUAUGGACUCAAUAGUAAAAAAUACAAAAAGACUAGUUACAAAUUUAGAAACUACCARCGGAGAAAAUAUARAUAUCCUGCAUYASGUACAUCUAUGUACUUUSGAUAUAGUAUAUGAUAGCUUUUUAAGCUGUGAUCUUGAUUUGCAGAAAAAUCCCGAAUGCAAACUUGAUGAAUAUAUGUCAGAAAUCAUGGACAUAGGUAUGCAAAGAAUUUUUAAAGUCUGGUUACAUCCUAAUAUUAUUUUUAACAAUUCAUCUAUGGGAAAGAGAUUACAGGAACUUUAUUCUCACUUUAAUAAAAUCACGAAUGAGAUUAUACGRGAAAAAAAAGAGUCAAUGCAAAAAGAUGAAAUUACUCCAGAAUUGGAAGCGUCAGAUGCAAGAAAAAAAACAAGUACAUUUCUUGAUUUGCUAUUUAAAUCAUUUUACGAGACAGGAGAAUAUUCGGAGGAAGAUAUUCGUGAUGAAAUUCAUACAUUUGUUUUUGCAGGAAGCGACACUACGUCUGGAACACUUGCUUUYGUAUUUUUAAUGRUUGCUACAUUUCCGGAAGUUCAACAACAAAUAUACGAAGAGUURUACCAAAURUACGGUUCGAACGAUYCGGAAGAUGUUUCUAUUACACUUGAAGAUAUUAAAAAAAUGAAGUAUUUGGAGCGUGUUAUCAAGGAGACAUUACGUCUCUUCCCUGCUGGUCCUAUCAUAGGUCGAAUUUUAUCAAAAGAUUUGAGAGUGAACGAGAAUGUGGUAAUACCGAAAGAUUGUUCUCUAAUACUUCUUAUAUUUGUACUUCACCGAAACGAUAAAUAUUGGAAGGACCCUUUAACAUUUAAUCCUGAUCGGUUUUUACCAGGCAAUUACGAUCCCAAAUGUUUUUUACCAUUCAGUUCUGGAAGAAGAAACUGCAUAG
This is a messenger RNA of Polistes canadensis, 1225 nucleotides long. RefSeq names its product cytochrome P450 4C1-like. Gene Ontology annotation, molecular function: monooxygenase activity; iron ion binding; oxidoreductase activity, acting on paired donors, with incorporation or reduction of molecular oxygen. The record is from RefSeq and is a predicted model, not a curated record. NCBI's taxonomy places the organism in Eukaryota, Metazoa, Arthropoda, Insecta, Hymenoptera, Vespidae.